AUGGAAAGAUCUCUCAUGCUGCACACCAAUCUAGCAGAGGAGCUUUGGUCAAUUCAAGAUAAAACACUUCCACUUGGAUCUAAGCGUAGACUUCGAGAAGAGAACUUUGAGAGGAACUGAAACGCUUCAGCUGAAAUGCAUCCAAGAUUCUCAAAGCGAGUUACUGUUGGACAUUCACCCCUCUCUCUCAAUGCAAGAGGUGUCCUACUGCCGAAGUGAAGAUGAUUCGGAUUUGGUUAAAGUAGAAUUUCUCACGCGCUACUUCACCACUUAUGGCACCACCCUGGUUGUAAAUGUCCCAUCACCAUGUAUAAUUGAGGAGUUUCGAUUAGUGGUCAAGUAUGUUGCCUCCGAUGGACCAGGGGACCCGAGUGUGGACAGAGCCAUGCCUGCUGCAGGCAGCCAAGCAGGAGUAUGACAGAGUCAUCGAGGAGUUCCUGGUCGUUGGGGAGAAACUAUUUGGACCCUACAUCUGGGGAAGGUAUGACGUGCUGUUCAAGCCGCCGUUGUUCCCCUUCGGGGGUAUGGAGAAUCCCUGCCUCACCUUCAUCACCACCUGCAUCCUGGCCGGAGACCGCUCGCUUGCUGACGUCAUUGUGCACGAGAUCUGUCACAGCUGGUUCGGUAACCUGGUAACCAAUGGCAACUGGGGCGACUUCUGGCUCAACGAGGGCUUCACCAUGUACGCCCAGCGCCGGGUGUGCAGGGAGCACUACGGAGAGGCCUACUCUAGUCUGGAGGCAGCGACUGGGAGGGCUUUACUCAGACAACAAGCAAAGGACCACCCACUCAACAAACUGCAUGUGAAGAUCAAACCCGGUGUUUACCCUGAUGACACCUACAAUGACACGUCCUAUGAGAAGGGCUUCUGUUUUGUCUCCUACCUGGCCCACCUGGCUGGCGACCAGAGUUGUUUCAAUGCCUUCCUCAACGCCUAUAUUGACAGGUUCAAGUUCCACAGUGUUAUGGCAGAGGAUGCCCUGGAGUUCUUCCUGGAGUAUUUCCCUGACCUGAAGAAGAAAGGAGUGCACAAGAUUGAGGGUCUGGAGUUUGAUAGCUGGCUCAAUGUGCCUGGUUGGCCUCCCUAUCUCCCUGACUUGUCGGCUGGCCAGAGCCUGAUGAAGCCUACUGAGCAGCUGUCAGAGCUGUGGGCUGUCGAGGGCCUGGAUAUGGCCAGCAUCAAGAAGACCAACAUCCAGGCUUGGAAGACUUACCAGACUGUCUAUUUCCUGGAGAAGAUCAUAGAGAAGUCCCCACUUCCUAGAGGUAAUAUGGAGAAACUGGAGGAGCAGUACCCUCACAUCAAGUCAAACAACGCUGAGCUACGACUGCGCUGGGCCCAGAUAAUUUCCAAGAAUCAGCACCAGCCAGGAUAUCAACAUGUGCGCAGCUUACUCAGCUGCCAGGGGAAACAGAUGUACACACUGCUUGUGUACCGUGCACUGUGGAAUGGAUCGGAGGAGACCAGGGCUCUGGCCACAGAGAUCUUCAGUGCCACCUCACAUCAGCUCCACGUAAAUGUCCGCAACUACGUCAAGAAGAUCAUCGCCUGAGUGUCAUCAUAGGAGCUGAACAUGAGAUCCAGAGUGUAGUCUAGCUAACCCUGGCCUAGAGAUAUUAUAGAGGAGGAGUAGCAGUAGUGGUCUUUCCCAGUACUUUUUAGAUGGCCUCCGUUCCUUAAAUGUACUGUACCAGGUCAGGUUGAGAUGCCAAUAUCAUCUUGUUUUUUCUGUAGCCUGGUCAGUGUCACAGGAAAAGAGGCAAUUUUACAUAUUUCACAUGGAGCUUGUAUGGUAAAUUCUUUGCAUACUGUGGGAGGGCUUAAGACCAUAAUUAAGCUGUAUUUAUGAUUAUUAUUAUCUUUUUACAAAAAGUGGAUUUAAGGAAAAAUUAAAUUACUACUUAGAUGUAUUGAGUAUGUUGGAAAACAGUUUGAUUGUGUUUUUUCAUCCAAACUAAGCUGUAUUUUAAACUGUUCCAAACAGUAAAAAUACAUUAUUUUGAAGUAAAUCUGUAGUGGUUGGUGUUUUUCCCCUGAAAGAUUCAAUGUAUAUUAUUGCUUUCAUUCCCUAUUCGCCAUUAACUGUAUACUUUAUUUUACUACACUGAACAAAAAUAUAAACGCAACAUGUAAAGUGUUGGUCCCAUGUUUCAUGAGCUGAAAUAAAAGA
This is a messenger RNA of Coregonus clupeaformis (lake whitefish), 2171 nucleotides long. RefSeq names its product aminopeptidase B-like. Gene Ontology annotation, molecular function: metalloaminopeptidase activity; zinc ion binding. NCBI's taxonomy places the organism in Eukaryota, Metazoa, Chordata, Actinopteri, Salmoniformes, Salmonidae. Gene Ontology annotation, biological process: proteolysis. The record is from RefSeq and is a predicted model, not a curated record.